AGAUAGGGAACACAAUCUAUGUUAAGAUCCUAAAAUUGUAUUAAAUUAAAAUAAACAUUACUGUUAUAAACAGAAGAUAUAAAUAAAUACAGUUCAUAUAAAUAAAUAUAUAUCAUUAUGACCUCUUUAUUUAAUGCUUUUUGAUUAAAACAACCAACCAUAUGAGAUUGUGUUCCUUAUCUCUACAUUCCAUAGUUUUGGUAACGAAUCGUAUGCAAUGCAUAACAUAUAACCUAAAAUAACUUGAAUAAAAUAAAAUGUCUAUAACAAUUAUGAAUUCAUUGGGUUUAUUAAGAACAAUUAGUACAAAAGUAUUUCAAACAUGUUCAAUACAACAAACAUUAUUCAAUCAAACAAGUAAUUCAAAUAAUAUUUUAUAUAACAUUGUUACAAGUACAAGUACAAGUUUGAUACCAAUUCGUACAAAUAUUCGUUGUCAUUUUCCUCGACCAAAUGAACGGAUGCGAAUUAAAAAACAUGGUUAUAAAAAACGGUUAACAACUCAAGCUGGAUUACGUGUUUUAUUGAGAAGAAUAUUAAAAGGACGACAUAAUAUAUCACAUUAAAUAAAAUAAAUAAGACAUUAG
Molecule: messenger RNA, 587 nt
Organism: Chrysoperla carnea
Lineage: Eukaryota; Metazoa; Arthropoda; Insecta; Neuroptera; Chrysopidae
Gene: mRpL34
Exons: 2
Coding region: 258-566 (102 amino acids)
Biological process (GO): translation
Cellular component (GO): mitochondrial large ribosomal subunit; ribosome
Molecular function (GO): structural constituent of ribosome
Source: RefSeq, a predicted model, not a curated record